AUGUCUCUUCAACCAUGGAACACAGCACCGGGUCGCUCAAUUGAUAUUGAGCUCGGAGGACAAGAAGUCAUCAACAUUGAACUUGAUACUCUCGAUGCAAAUGCCGACGAUGUCGUCGAGGUACUCAAAGAAGGUCGACCGAAGGUCAGCGUCUGGACGCGUCUCGCAGGGGAAUACCUCCGAAGAGGGCAUUUGGAUGCAGCGGAGAAGAUUGCGAAGGAUGCUGUAGCUUGUUUCACAGAACCUGGAACGACUCAUCCUCCGUCAUUGCCACCUCUCUAUUCCCUGCUGGCAAAUAUCGAACUUGCCAAGGCUCGGAGAGCUCCCAAAAUGAAGCUUGCGAACGCUCGUCAGGACAUUAUGACCCAGGAAAAGUCGAGAGACGAGCACAUGCGAGAAGCGACUCGAUACCUCAACGAAUGCGAAAAGACGUGUAAUCAAGAAGGCAUUCCACCAUCACAACUAUUCAUGCUCACUCGCGCUACAUAUCAGCUCUCGAACCGGUCUCUUGACGAUGCGUUACGGGAGUUUGAAGCCAUCCUAUCUGCCUAUCCUAGGAAUUUGAUUGCACUGAUGGGCAAGGCUCGAAUAUUAUAUGCUCGACGUCAAUUCGCCAUGUCUCUGAAGGCCUUCCAACAAGUUCUCCAACUGAAUCCAUCAUGUCUCCCUGACCCUCGUAUCGGUAUUGGUCUUUGUCUCUGGGCCUUGAACCAUAAAGAGCAGGCAAAGGCAGCUUGGCAGCGCAGCAUUGAAGUUAACCCCUCUGAAUGGUCCGCUCACGUUCUCCUAGGCCUCGAGGCCCUCAAUACGAGCAAAAGUCCUUUAUUGUCGGAAGCUGAACGCGCCCAUGAGAUCAUGACUGGUACGAAAUUGAUUGAAAGCGCUUUCAAAGCGAACCAGAGGAACGCGGCUGCCGCAAACGCGCUGUGCGAUAUUUUUCUUCGUAAGGGCCAGUACAAACGAGCUCUCAAACUGGCCGAACGAACUAUUCAAUUCGCAGACACAGUGACGCUCCUGAAUGAAGGCUAUAUUCGCGCCGGUCGUGUCUGCCAUUCGGAGGGCUCCUAUGACGAUGCCACAAAACACUUCAAGGUCGCUGCAAGCGGCAUGCCGAAGAACGUCCUCGCGGCUAUCGGUCUUGCCCAGAUGCAGAUGCGCAACGAUGAAAUACCCGGCGCCAUCCAUACUCUCGAUACCCUUCUCCAACCUCCGAAUCCCCAACGCUCCCUCGAGGCAACCGUCAUGCUUGCUUCCCUCCGUGCUCAUCCACGACCCGGUGUUUCAUCAUCUGACGCAGCGUCUGAAAAAAUCCGUGCUCGCGAGCUCUUCGAUCGUGUGGCUAAGGCCAUCGAACAAGGGAAUGACCAACAUGCCCUCGCCACCUCCAAUGGCCGUCAGAACGGUCAUUCAGCUCAAUCCCAUCAACCUUCAAGACUGGUCGCGAACGAUAUACAAAUGCAUAUCGAGGUCGCGAAGUUGUGGCAGAACGAGAGUCUGGACAGGACAGGGAAGGCUUUCUCGGAGGCGUUGAAGAUCAGUGAGGCGUCGCGGGGUGAAGAUCCAAGGUUGUUGAAUAACCUUGGGGUGUUGGCACAUUUAGAGGGAAAGACGGAUGUGGCGAGGGGGUGGUACGAGAGGGCUUUGACGGGUGUUAGUGCGCUUAGCGGUUCGGCAGCUGGUGUGAAGGGUGCGGAUGGGGAGGCGAUGUCGACAAGCAUCCUCUAUAACCUGGCGAGGAUGUACGAGGAUGUAGGUGAGCAUACUAUGGCGGGUGAAGCGUAUGAUAAGCUGUUGGAAAGACAUCCGGAAUAUGUGGAUGCUAAAAUCCGACAAGCACACAUGCUCUCACAUCUGAACAAGCAAAACGAAGCCCACGACCUCCUGAAACAAUGUCUCACCUCCCAGCCUUCCAACCUCAACCUCCGGUCCUAUUAUACUUACUUCCUCAUCCUCUCCAACUCUACCAAACUCGCCCGUGACUUCGUCUUCGCUACCUUGAAGGAUCACGACAAGCACGACGUCUACGCGCUCUGCGCCUGCGCAUGGGUGCACUACCACAUCGCGCGCGAGAAUCGCGACACCUCGACCAAAGGCGUCGAGGAGCGUCGGAAGUUCUUCAGCCGGAGCUCGGAGUUCUACGUGAAGGCGCUGGAGAUGGACCCGACUUGUGCGGUGGCGGCACAAGGGUUGGCGAUAGUGACGGCAGAGGACGCGUUGGGGAGUCUUGGGGGCAGUUUGCCACCGGGGCCACAACCGGAUGAUGCGCUGCGGAGGGGACAGAAUGCGAGGGAGGCGUUGGAGGUGUUCGCGAAGGUGAGGGAGUCGAUGGAUGAUGGGAGCGUGUACGUGAAUAUGGGCCAUUGUUAUUACGCAAGGGACGAGUAUGAUAGGGCAAUCGAAUGCUACGAGACGGCGUCGAGACGGUAUUAUAGCGGUCAAAACGUCCCGGCGCUACAGUGCUUGUGUCGGUCGUGGUAUGGCAAGGCCAACAAAGACCAGUCAUUCGUUGCGAUGAACACCGCUCUCACAUACGCCCAGAAGGCCCUCCACAUCCAACCUUCCGACAAGUCCAUCCUCUACAACAUCGCCAUGAUCCAACAAAAAGCGGCCGAAAUGCUCUUCUCCAUCCAGCCCGCGAAGCGUACCCUGAAAGACCUCCAGCGCGCAAUCCAACAGGCCGGGCACGCCCAGAAACUCUUCGCCACGCUCGCUGCGGACCCUUCGUCUGUCGUCCCGUACAACAAGGAUAUCGCGGACCAGAGGAGGAAGUAUGGUGAGAGUAUGUUGAGGAAGCAGGACGAACAUUUGAAACAGCAGAGGGAAUACGAGGAGGGGGUGAGGAUGAAGUUGGAUACUGCGAGACAGAGGAGGCAAGAGGAGAAGGAGAGGCAUGAGGCCGUUGCGCGUGAACGUGUUGAUGCCCUACGGAAGGAAGCCGAAGACCUGGCAGAACAGCGCCGCAAGGCUCGUGAGGAAGCCAAGGAAUGGAGCAAGAACGUGCAGAUGGAGUCUGACGACGAGAGGGAACGAAAGGCGAAGAAGGCGGCCAAUAGGAAGGUCAAGUCGGAGGUCGUGAGCGCGGACGAAGGCGCCAACGGCGAGGGGGCACCGAAGAAAAAGAGGGUGAGGAAGGUGAAGAAGGAAAAAGGCGCGACGAGUGGUAAGGAGGGCUCCGAUGCGGAGGAUGGGGCUCUGUUUUCGGGUGGCGAGGAGGCGGAGAAGCCGGUGAAGAAGGUUCGUGAUCGCACGAAGAAGCGUGUUAUUAGGGAUGACGAAGACGAAGAGCCUGAUAGUGCGCCCUCACGGAAGAAACAGUACAAAAGCAAGGAGAUCAUUUCUUCGUCCGAUGAAGAGAUGUCAUAA
Stereum hirsutum FP-91666 SS1 is the source of this 3363-nucleotide messenger RNA. Its product is annotated as RNA polymerase II-associated protein. The transcript has 14 exons. Gene Ontology annotation, biological process: regulation of DNA-templated transcription. Lineage: Eukaryota; Fungi; Basidiomycota; Agaricomycetes; Russulales; Stereaceae. The record is from RefSeq and is a predicted model, not a curated record. Bases 1 to 3363 code for a protein of 1120 amino acids. Gene Ontology annotation, cellular component: Cdc73/Paf1 complex. Gene Ontology annotation, molecular function: RNA polymerase II complex binding.